Symphalangus syndactylus (siamang) is the source of this 6497-nucleotide messenger RNA. RefSeq names its product tankyrase 2 (gene TNKS2). Gene Ontology annotation, cellular component: BRCA1-BARD1 complex; BRCA1-A complex. Lineage: Eukaryota; Metazoa; Chordata; Mammalia; Primates; Hylobatidae. The record is from RefSeq and is a predicted model, not a curated record. Gene Ontology annotation, biological process: protein K6-linked ubiquitination. Gene Ontology annotation, molecular function: NAD+ poly-ADP-ribosyltransferase activity; ubiquitin-protein transferase activity; protein binding.
UCCGCCGCUGCGUCGUUUCGGGACUCGCACGGCGAAUUCGUGCUGCCUCCGCCGCCGCCGCGAGGCAGCCGGGGGGCAGGGAGCCGAGCGAGGGUCGCGCGUGGGCGCGGCCAUGGGACUGCGCCGGAUCCGGUGACAGCAGGGAGCAGAGCGGUCCGGGCCCUGAGCGCGUCUUCUCCGGGGGGCCUCGCCCUCCUGCUCGCGGGGCCCGGGCUCCUGCUGCCGUUGCUGGCGCUGCUGCUGGCUGUGGCGGCGGCCAGGAUCAUGUCGGGUCGCCGCUGUGCCGGCGGGGGAGCGGCCUGCGCGAGCGCGGCGGCCGAGGCCAUGGAGCCGGCCGCCCGAGAGCUGUUCGAGGCGUGCCGCAACGGAGACGUGGAACGAGUCAAGAGGCUGGUGACGCCUGAGAAGGUGAACAGCCGCGACACGGCGGGCAGGAAAUCCACCCCGCUGCACUUCGCCGCAGGUAACCGGGGCCAGCGUCCCCUCGCCUCGCUCCAGACUCCACCUGCGCAGCCGGGGCCCACAGGCCUGAAACCAGUGCUCCUCCGCCCCCCGACCUUUCUCCAGGACUCUGGUCCUGGUGAUCUCGCUCUCUUCCAGUGGGGACUAAGGAGAUUAGGGGUGGGGUGAGCGUGCCACACUCACUGGAAGUUUUUUGUUUUGUCUUGGUUUGGUUUCUUUUGCCAGGUGUUGGGGGUGGUUUGGGGUUUUGGCUUUGUUUUGUUUUACAGUAUCAACAAUACCUGUACCAACUUCCGGUCUUGUUACCCUGGAAGGCCUCUACACACCAGAAAGAGUAGGGGACGUAUUUGAUAGACCUUAUGAUUUAAAAGAUACUACUUUAACACUUCCUACCAAAUGGAGAUUUGUUCGCUUUAACCUGUUCCGGAUUUUAAAUGUAAAUACUACCAGGAGGUUUUGGGCGGAAAGACGUAGUUGAAUAUUUGCUUCAGAAUGGUGCAAAUGUCCAAGCACGUGAUGAUGGGGGCCUUAUUCCUCUUCAUAAUGCAUGCUCUUUUGGUCAUGCUGAAGUAGUCAAUCUCCUUUUGCGACAUGGUGCAGACCCCAAUGCUCGAGAUAAUUGGAAUUACACUCCUCUCCAUGAAGCUGCAAUUAAAGGAAAGAUUGAUGUUUGCAUUGUGCUGUUACAGCAUGGAGCUGAGCCAACCAUCCGAAAUACAGAUGGAAGGACAGCAUUGGAUUUAGCAGAUCCAUCUGCCAAAGCAGUGCUUACUGGUGAAUAUAAGAAAGAUGAACUUUUAGAAAGUGCCAGGAGUGGCAAUGAAGAAAAAAUGAUGGCUCUACUCACACCAUUAAAUGUCAACUGCCACGCAAGUGAUGGCAGAAAGUCAACUCCAUUGCAUUUGGCAGCAGGAUAUAACAGAGUAAAGAUUGUACAGCUGUUACUGCAACAUGGAGCUGAUGUCCACGCUAAAGAUAAAGGUGAUCUGGUACCAUUACACAAUGCCUGUUCUUAUGGUCAUUAUGAAGUAACUGAACUUUUGGUCAAGCAUGGUGCCUGUGUAAAUGCAAUGGACUUGUGGCAAUUCACUCCUCUUCAUGAGGCAGCUUCUAAGAACAGGGUUGAAGUAUGUUCUCUUCUCUUAAGUUAUGGUGCAGACCCAACACUGCUCAAUUGUCACAAUAAAAGUGCUAUAGACUUGGCUCCCACACCACAGUUAAAAGAAAGAUUAGCAUAUGAAUUUAAAGGCCACUCGUUGCUGCAAGCUGCACGAGAAGCUGAUGUUACUCGAAUCAAAAAACAUCUCUCUCUGGAAAUGGUGAAUUUCAAGCAUCCUCAAACACAUGAAACAGCAUUGCAUUGUGCUGCUGCAUCUCCAUAUCCCAAAAGAAAGCAAAUAUGUGAACUGUUGCUAAGAAAAGGAGCAAACAUCAAUGAAAAGACUAAAGAAUUCUUGACUCCUCUGCACGUGGCAUCUGAGAAAGCUCAUAAUGAUGUUGUUGAAGUAGUGGUGAAACAUGAAGCAAAGGUUAAUGCUCUGGAUAAUCUUGGUCAGACUUCUCUACACAGAGCUGCUUAUUGUGGUCAUCUACAAACCUGCCGCCUACUCCUGAGCUAUGGGUGUGAUCCUAACAUUAUAUCCCUUCAGGGCUUUACUGCUUUACAGAUGGGAAAUGAAAAUGUACAGCAACUCCUCCAAGAGGGUAUCUCAUUAGGUAAUUCAGAGGCAGACAGACAAUUGCUGGAAGCUGCAAAGGCUGGAGAUGUCGAAACUGUAAAAAAACUGUGUACUGUUCAGAGUGUCAACUGCAGAGACAUUGAAGGGCGUCAGUCUACACCACUUCAUUUUGCAGCUGGGUAUAACAGAGUGUCCGUGGUGGAAUAUCUGCUACAGCAUGGAGCUGAUGUGCAUGCUAAAGAUAAAGGAGGCCUUGUACCUUUGCAUAAUGCAUGUUCUUAUGGACAUUAUGAAGUUGCAGAACUUCUUGUUAAACAUGGAGCAGUAGUUAAUGUAGCUGAUUUAUGGAAAUUUACACCUUUACAUGAAGCAGCAGCAAAAGGAAAAUAUGAAAUUUGCAAACUUCUGCUCCAGCAUGGUGCAGACCCUACAAAAAAAAACAGGGAUGGAAAUACUCCUUUGGAUCUUGUUAAAGAUGGAGAUACAGAUAUUCAAGAUCUGCUUAGAGGAGAUGCAGCUUUGCUAGAUGCUGCUAAGAAGGGUUGUUUAGCCAGAGUGAAGAAGUUGUCUUCUCCUGAUAAUGUAAAUUGCCGUGAUACCCAAGGCAGACACUCAACACCUUUACAUUUAGCAGCUGGUUAUAAUAAUUUAGAAGUUGCAGAGUAUUUGUUACAACACGGAGCUGAUGUGAAUGCCCAAGACAAAGGAGGACUUAUUCCUUUACAUAAUGCAGCAUCUUACGGGCAUGUAGAUGUAGCAGCUCUACUAAUAAAGUAUAAUGCAUGUGUCAAUGCCACGGACAAAUGGGCUUUCACACCUUUGCAUGAAGCAGCCCAAAAGGGACGAACACAGCUUUGUGCUUUGUUGCUAGCCCAUGGAGCUGACCCGACUCUUAAAAACCAGGAAGGACAAACACCUUUAGAUUUAGUUUCAGCGGAUGAUGUCAGCGCUCUUCUGACAGCAGCCAUGCCCCCAUCUGCUCUGCCCUCUUGUUACAAGCCUCAAGUGCUCAAUGGUGUGAGAAGCCCAGGAGCCACUGCAGAUGCUCUCUCUUCAGGUCCAUCUAGCCCAUCAAGCCUUUCUGCAGCCAGCAGUCUUGACAACUUAUCUGGGAGUUUUUCAGAACUGUCUUCAGUAGUUAGUUCAAGUGGAACAGAGGGUGCUUCCAGUUUGGAGAAAAAGGAGGUUCCAGGAGUAGAUUUUAGCAUAAUUCAAUUCGUGAGGAAUCUUGGACUUGAGCACCUAAUGGAUAUAUUUGAGAGAGAACAGAUCACUUUGGAUGUAUUAGUUGAGAUGGGGCACAAGGAGCUGAAGGAGAUUGGAAUCAAUGCUUAUGGACAUAGGCACAAACUAAUUAAAGGAGUUGAGAGACUUAUAUCCGGACAACAAGGUCUUAACCCUUAUUUAACUUUGAACACUUCUGGUAGUGGAACAAUUCUUAUAGAUCUGUCUCCUGAUGAUAAAGAGUUUCAGUCUGUGGAGGAAGAGAUGCAAAGUACAGUUCGAGAGCACAGAGAUGGAGGUCAUGCAGGUGGAAUCUUCAACAGAUACAAUAUUCUCAAGAUUCAGAAGGUUUGUAACAAGAAACUAUGGGAAAGAUAUACUCACCGGAGAAAAGAAGUUUCUGAAGAAAACCACAACCAUGCCAAUGAACGAAUGCUAUUUCAUGGGUCUCCUUUUGUGAAUGCAAUUAUCCACAAAGGCUUUGAUGAAAGGCAUGCGUACAUAGGUGGUAUGUUUGGAGCUGGCAUUUAUUUUGCUGAAAACUCUUCCAAAAGCAAUCAAUAUGUAUAUGGAAUUGGAGGAGGUACUGGGUGUCCAGUUCACAAAGACAGAUCUUGUUACAUUUGCCACAGGCAGCUGCUCUUUUGCCGGGUAACCUUGGGAAAGUCUUUUCUGCAGUUCAGUGCAAUGAAAAUGGCACAUUCUCCUCCAGGUCACCACUCAGUCACUGGUAGGCCCAGUGUAAAUGGCCUAGCAUUAGCUGAAUAUGUUAUUUAUAGAGGAGAACAGGCUUAUCCUGAGUAUUUAAUUACUUACCAGAUUAUGAGGCCUGAAGGUAUGGUCGAUGGAUAAAUAGUUAUUUUAAGAAGCUAAUUCCACUGAAGCUAAAAUCAUCAAAGCAGCAGUGGCCUCUACGAAUUACUCCUUUGCUAAAAAAAAAAUCUUGCCCAUAGGCCUGUGGCAAAAGGAUAAAAAUGUGAACGAAGUUUAACAUUCUGACUUGAUAAAGCUUUAAUGAUGUACAGUGUUUUCUAAAUAUUUCCUGUUUUUUCAGCACUUUAACAGAUGCCAUUCCAGGUUAAACUGGGUUGUCUGUACUAAAUUAAAAACAGAGUUAACUUGAACCUUUUAUAUGUUAUGCAUUGAUUCUAACAAACUGUAAUGCCCUCAACAGAACUCAUUUUACUAAUACAAUACUGUGUUCUUUAAAACACAGCAUUUACACUGAAUACAAUUUCAUUUGUAAAACUGUAAAUAAGAGCUUUUGUACUAGCCCAAUAUUUAUUUACAUUGCUUUGUAAUAUAAAUCUGUUUUAGAACUGCAGCGGUUUACAAAAUUUUUUCAUAUGUAUAGUUCAUCUGUACUUCAUCUUACAUCGUCAUGAUUGAGUGAUCUUUACAUUUGAUUCCAGAGGCUAUGUUGAGUUGUUAGUUGGGAAAGAUUGAGUUAUCAGAUUUCAUUUGCCGAUGGGAGCCUUUAUCUGUCAUUAGAAAUCUUUCUCAUUUAAGAACUUAUGAAUAUGGUGAAGAUUUAAUUUGUGAUACCUUUGUAUGUAUAAGACACAUUCCAAAGAGCUCUAACUAUGAUAGAUCCUGAUUACUAAAGAAGCUUCUUUACUGGCCUCAAUUUCUAGCUUUCAUGUUGGAAAAUUUUCUAAAGUCAUUCUGUGAAAAUUAGAGCAAAGUGCUCCUGUUUUUUAGAGAAACUAAAUCUUGCUGUUGAACAAUUACUGUGUUCUUUUCAUGGAACGUAAGUAGGAUGUUACAUUUCCAGGGUGGGAAGGGUAAUCCUAAAUCAUUUCCCAGUCUAUUUUAAUUACCUUAAAUCUAAAGGGAAAAAAAAAAAAUCACAAACAGGACUGGGUAGUUUUUUAUCCUAAGUAUAUUUUUUCUUGUUCUUUUUACUUGGUUUUAUUGCUGUGUUUAUAGCCAAUCUAUACAUCAUGGGUAAACUUAACCCAGAACUAUAAAAUGUAGUUGUCUCAAUCCCCUCCAGGCCUCCUGAAUGGGCAAGUGCAGUGAAACAGGUGCUUCUUGCUCCUGGGUUUUCUCUCCAUGAUGUUAUGCCCAGUUGGAAAUAUGCUCUCAGUUUGUGCACUAUAUGGUGACCAGGCCUGUGUUCAGUUUGGCAGCUGUAGAAGGAAAUGCUGUCCCAUAAAAUGCCAUUCCUAUUUUCUAAUAUAACACUCUUUUCCAGGAAGCAUGCUUAAGCAUCUUGUUACAGAGACAUACAUCCAUUGUGGCUUGGCAGUCUCUUUUGUUUGUUGACUUGAGCUCCCUUCAAAGUCGAGGAAAGAUCUUUACUCACUUAUUGAGGACAUUCCCCAUCACUGUCUGUACCAGUUCACCUUUAUUUUACGUUUUAUUCAGUCUGUAAAUUAACUGGCCCUUUGCAGUAACUUGUACAUAAAGUGCUAGAAAAUCAUGUUCCUUGUCCUGAGUAAGAGUUAAUCAGAGUAAAUACAUUUCUGGAGUUGUUUCUGUGAUGUAAAUUAUGAUCAUUAUUUAAGAAGUCAAAUCCUGAUCUUGAAGUGCUUUUUAUACAGUUCACUAAUAAUUACAAAUAUCCUAAAGUCAUUUCUUGGAACACAAGUGGAGUAUGCCAAAUUUUAUAUGAAUUUUUCAGAUUAUCUAAGCUUCCAGGUUUUAUAUAAUUAGAAGAUAAUGAGAGAAUUAAUGGGGUUUAUAUUUACAUUCUCUCUCAACUAUGUAGCCCAUAUUACUCACCCUAUGAGUGAAUCUGGAAUUGCUUUUCAUGUGAAAUCAUUGUGGUCUAUGAGUUUACAAUACUGUAAACUGUGUUAUUUUAUCUAAUCCAUUGCUUAAUGAGUGUGUUUUUCCAUGAAUGAAUAUACCGUGGUUCAUAUGUUAGCAUGGCAGUAUUUUCAGAUAGCUUUUUGUUUGUUGGGAAGUUGGGGUUUUGGGGGGAGGGGGCGUAUUAGUAUGUUGCAUGAAAUAGCUUACUUUAUAAUGAUGGAAUUGGUUUUUCUUUUGUCUUGUGAUUUUUUUUUUUUUGAAGUGAAAUUUAACUUUCUGUGCAAGUAGUACUAUUAUACCCAUCUUCAGUGUCUUACUUGUACUGUAUCACAUUCCAUACUCUCAUUUAAUUCUUAAUAAAACUGUUCACUUGUU